This is a messenger RNA of Aspergillus sclerotioniger CBS 115572, 898 nucleotides long. RefSeq lists its product as uncharacterized. NCBI's taxonomy places the organism in Eukaryota, Fungi, Ascomycota, Eurotiomycetes, Eurotiales, Aspergillaceae. The transcript is spliced from 2 exons. The record is from RefSeq and is a predicted model, not a curated record. The coding region runs from base 1 to 879 and encodes 292 amino acids.
AUGAAUGGAUUGCCUGGCGAUAUCUUGCGGUGGUUCGGUGAAGAUAAUGACCUUGAUCUUGCCCUGGACAAAAAGCCUACGCACUUCACCGACUCAACAACGAAAGCUCCAUAUCGGAAGAAGUCUUACUUCAGGAGAACAUUGUCCUUGAAUUCAGCCAGAUUCACUCGGUCACAGGCGUUAGCCGUUUCCCAAUCACCCACUACGCCAUCUUUCCUUGCCAAUAUUCUCACCCGCGAUCUCAGAUCUCGACCGUUGUCGAGCAAGACACAAAGCCAUCAUGUCACUCCGUCAACGUCUGGCAGUAUUGAUCCAUGUGCCCAGUAUUAUCAGAACCCGGAAGCGCGCCUUAAGCUGCGACUUUAUCUAGCUUCUCCUCACAACUUUGACGAAGCAAUUGAGCUUGGAUUUCCAGCCCCAGGGGUCAGAGAUGUCGCAUUAGAUCAACAAAGCUCGCCAAAGCACAAUCCCAAGUCCCGAAGGGCUACAAUAAUGCCUUCGGAGGUCGGUCAAAAUGCAAAUCUCGGCACAAGCAGAGACCAUAUCUCAGGCCUCGUACAGGCUUCUUGCGUAUUGAGACACUCUGUCUCGUGCAACGAUCUCCCGCUUGAUGACGGACAACAGACAUCUACCAUCAACCCCAAGGUUGAUUUGCAGCAAAAGCUAGGAAAGCGCGAAAUGACGCUGAAGAUGACGUUGACGCGGCCAGAUCUUCGAACAAACUCCUGGAUCGACAUUCCACCUGUUAUAGAUACCCCUGGGGCCAUCGAGGCCACGAAACCGCCGUCAGCAGAUAUAGAUUCUCAACUCCGGGAUUCGGAUGAGGAAAAACGAAGCAGGAUAAAAGAUGUGUGGUACAAGCUUCAGAUAUGGAAAUAGUUGUGGAUUUGAAAAGACA